Messenger RNA from Ambispora gerdemannii, 1675 nucleotides. Lineage: Eukaryota; Fungi; Glomeromycota; Glomeromycetes; Archaeosporales; Ambisporaceae. The record is from the annotation of a GenBank genome assembly.
UAUAUAUGUGGGCGCUUUUUCAAUUUCAUGGGUAUAUGAAGAUUUACAAGCACAUCCUCGAUACAAAGUGCUUUUGAGUAGCACACGCUUUGUGUCAAAUAGUAGUCUCGAGGCUUUACUUUCAAAAAAUGAAGAAAAGGAGAUGUCCAGCGUAGUUCCCAGUGUUGCAAAAUAUAAAAUGCCAUUGGAUGAUAAAGAAGACAUGAAACCGACUUUUAUUGUUAUGCGUACCUCCUCGGGACAACGAUAUUUAUGCCAGAUACCUCCAACCAUAAAUAACACAUUAAUGGAGAGAAUUAAAACAGAUAUUAAUAAAAACGACAACGUAAAUAUUUUGAGAAGAGGAUUGGAACUCUUGGAACCCAUGAAGAAUAAAUGUAUACAUCUUCGAAUUGGAUGGUGGACAUAUGAAUAUUGCCAUCUCAACCAUAUCCGACAAUUCCAUCAAAUCCUUGAAGCGAGUGGAACAAUAUUAACAGAGGAUCCCAAUGCUGCGUCGUACUACUUGGGCAGGUAUGAUCCAAAACAAGCAACAUUGCCACCUUCCGAGAAAGUCGACAAGCAAGGACAACACACCCAGGAACAACUGGGAACAGAAGUGCAAGCAACCGGUGAGAAAAAAUAUUUAGUCUUACGAUGGAGCGACGGGACCACUUGUGAUUUAACGGGGAAACCAAGAAAAGUAGAAAUUCAGUUUCAUUGUAGUCCACAAUUACGUGAAGAUAAUAUAGCAUUAAUUAAAGAGACUAAUACGUGUCAUUACCUUGUUGUGAUAAAUACUCCACGAUUAUGCCGUGAUCCAGCUUUUCAAAGUAAAUCAUCCUCAAAAGUCAAUCCUAUCGAAUGUAAUCCCGUGGUCUCUGACGCAUUCUACGAAAUCGCAGCAUCAGAACAGCGUAAACAUGUAGGAGGUGGCAACGAAAAGAAACAAGUUGAAAGUAAUACUAUCAAAAUCGAGGAUAAUAUUAAUGCGGGGAAAAAUGAUGAGGUGGAGAAUUCCAAACAGGACCCAAAAGAAGAUUCUGCUACUACUAAAGCCUCGAUAUCCGAUAACCAAAGAGAAGAGAAAGAGAAAUUAUCUGAGGAUAAGGAAAAGGAUUCUGAAUCCGAGAAAAAAUCACCAAAAAGUGAUACAUCUACAAAAUUGACUGAUGAAGAAGUCACCGAUACAGUUAAAAGAGUUCUUGAUAAAUGGCGCGAAGUUAUUCGUGUUUUGGGAAAUAAUGCUGAUUACGAGCUAAAAGAUAUCGAAUUUCUUUUCAAUGAUGACGAUGACGGGGAAGAGAAACCUCCAGAGACUACUAGUAGUGAUGAGAUGGGCGAGACUAAAUUGAAGAGAGUCAAAGUGAAAUUUUCAGAUGAAACCGGUAAAAUUGUGGCAAUGGAAAGGUUGCAAGAAUUAAAACAAUCAAGCAAUAAAAAAGCAUCAUCUAAUUCCGACGAUAAUAGGGAAAAAUCAUCAUCUUUUUCUUCUUCGAUCGAUAAUGAUGAGUUUCAUCGUAUGCUUGAAGAAUUGAUUUUAGAUGAAUCAGGAAAGCUAGGAAAGAUGAAAAAGACCGAACACUUAAAACCAUCUGAUCAAGAACGCCUAAGUGAAUUGUAUGAUACUGUAUACGAAAAUGAAGAGACUAUCCAAAAGUUUGAAAAUGAUCAAGAACAAAAAUCGAAAUUGUGA